Molecule: messenger RNA, 693 nt
Organism: [Candida] anglica
Lineage: Eukaryota; Fungi; Ascomycota; Pichiomycetes; Serinales; Debaryomycetaceae
Source: the annotation of a GenBank genome assembly
AUGGUUACCGAAUUUUUGAAAGUUAUUGACCAGAGCUUGGAUACUCGAUUUGACUUGGACCUGAGAUUUCCAGAAGUCCCUGAGAUUGAAGAGAUUCCAAGUACCCCGCAAUUCAGGGUUCCAACCAUCCGGAAAAAGCGCAAUGAAAGUGAAUCUAGUGUAGAUAGUUCAGGCACCAAUGUAUCUUCCAUAAGUACUCGGCGAACUCGAUUUCUUCUAGAUUCUGAUACAAGUCUGGACUCCCCUAGUUCUACUCGUCGUGAUAGACACCGACCAACAGUGCAAAGGAGGAAAAAGACCCAUAUUGGUUCAAAUGGAUUCUUUACUGAUUUAGGUGUUGAACACGAAAGAUUGAAUUUACCAGCUUAUUACCCUCCUCCCUUUGUGGCAGUUACAUUCUUCAAACAUGUGUGUAGAGAUGAUAUAUCUCAAAAACUUGUGAAGAAGCCGGAAAUCCCUCUUUGUAAGACUAACACCAACUUGGCUACCUAUGUUCAUCGUCUUUAUGUGUAUCAACUGUACAUCAAUCGAGAACACUCGCGUCCUUAUCAAUCUGUUUAUGACGGUAGCUAUGUUUCCUCCUUGGAUCUGAUUAGUUUCAGAUUGAGCCAGGCAAAUAGGUCUCGUACCAGUAUUAAUGGUAAUUCUGCCAAUAUGAAUGAUUUUGUUUCACUGCAGAUAGAGGAUGCUUAA